AUGCCGCACUCAGUGUCGCCUGCUUCGCCUAGCCGAGAGGAUGAAGAGCUCCCAGAUGCUCCCGUGGAGAAUGCGACCGAGACUGGUGGGGUCAAGUUGGAGGACAUGUUCAACGACGAUGACGACGAGGAGUUCCCAGCUUCCAGUGCUCAGGAUGUGAAGAUGGAGUCUUCUCCAGCUCCAGCUCCAGCAAGCGCCGCUGCCCCAGGACCUUCCGGCGUCGACACCGAAGUCAUGCUCGCAUUUUACCAACGUCUGUUCCCAUUCCGAUACUUGUUCCAAUGGCUCAACCAUGGAGUCGUUCCCACGAAAGACUUUAGCAACCGCGAGUUUGCCCUGACCCUGCAAAACGACGCAUACCUUCGAUACCAGUCCUACCCGACCGCAGAUUUAUUUCGAAAGGACAUCUUGAAGAUGAACCCCUCGCGAUUCGAAAUCGGGCCUGUGUAUAGCACCAACCCCCGCGAUCGCAAGACGCUCCGAGGCGGCCAGAUGAAACCAGUAUCGAAAGAGCUGGUCUUCGAUAUCGAUAUGACAGAUUACGACGACAUUCGAACAUGUUGUCAGAAAGCCAAUAUCUGCCACAAGUGCUGGGCAUUCGUGACAAUGGCCAUCAAGGUCAUCGAUAGCGCUCUGCGAGAAGACUUUGGGUUUGAGCAUAUUCUAUGGGUGUACUCUGGUCGUCGUGGUGCUCACGCGUGGGUUUGCGAUCCUCGUGCGCGCAACUUGCCAGAUGACAGGAGAAGGGCGAUUGCUGGAUACCUUGAGAUUCUGCGUGGCGGUUCGCAAAGCGGCAAGCGAGUCAACAUCAAGCGGCCCCUCCACCCCCACGUCAACCGAAGUCUGGAUAUUCUGAAGAAUUAUUUCGCCCAGACUACCCUCGUAGACCAAGACACAUUCGCCAGCUCCGAGCAAGCGGAGAAGCUUUUGGGAUUGCUCCCAGACAAGUCAUUGAAUGAGGCUCUGAAGCGAAAGUGGGAUUCGUCUCCUGAUCGCCCCAGUACUAGUAAGUGGGCCGAUAUUGAUGCGCUCGCCAAGACUGGCAAGAGCAGCACAUUGAAUACCACCACUUUGCGAGAUGCAAAGCAAGACAUCGUUCUCGAAUAUACUUACCCGCGCCUCGAUGCUGAAGUCAGCAAGAAGAUGAUCCAUUUGUUGAAGAGUCCAUUCGUCAUUCACCCUGGUACGGGACGAAUCUGUGUGCCUAUCGAUCCCCGCAAGGCAGACGAGUUUGAUCCACUCUCCGUUCCUACCGUCAUGGAACUACUAGGGGAAAUCGAUGCAUACGAUGCAAAACAUCCUGUUGGAACCCAAGAUGCAGAAAUGCCUGAUGUUGAGGGUAGUGCUGUGAAUGGCUCGGAUAUCAAGGGCACUCGCAAGCUUCAAGACUAUGAGAAGACCAGCCUCAAGCCCUACAUCGAGUUCUUCCGCUCGUUUAUCGCAAACCUUCUCAAGGAAGAGCGUGCAGUCAAGCGAGAGCGCGAAGAGACUGUUGCGCCAGUCAAGGCUGAUCCCAUGGAGUUCUAA
Molecule: messenger RNA, 1527 nt
Organism: Penicillium subrubescens
Lineage: Eukaryota; Fungi; Ascomycota; Eurotiomycetes; Eurotiales; Aspergillaceae
Product: DNA primase subunit PRI1
Exons: 3
Coding region: 1-1527 (508 amino acids)
Biological process (GO): DNA replication, synthesis of primer
Cellular component (GO): alpha DNA polymerase:primase complex
Source: RefSeq, a predicted model, not a curated record